Molecule: messenger RNA, 2044 nt
Organism: Dermacentor andersoni
Lineage: Eukaryota; Metazoa; Arthropoda; Arachnida; Ixodida; Ixodidae
Product: piggyBac transposable element-derived protein 4-like
Source: RefSeq, a predicted model, not a curated record
UCGAAGGCAAGCGAAAUCCUCAAGUUGCGAACAGUGGAGUUCGCUCACGAGCGUCGAAGACCUAGGCCUAGCGUCGCAGAGCACACUUGACACAACAGACAACCACACCACGCUAGCCAAAACGUGGCCUGCGCAAACAAACAAACAAAAUGGCGCCGCUCCGGAAACUCCGCCGGAGGCGGAAGUGCGGCGAUGAACAUAGCCAGCGUGGCCAGACCAAAUCGGUGUGCGACGACUAGAUUCGGCUAGUUGUGCUUCAAAGCGGUGAUAUGCUUCGGCUGCAAGUGGAUUUCCUUCUCAAGGGCGCUGCGCGAGGAGCCAAAAAAUUCCUUCCGUCCGUCAAAAAGUCAGGAAAAUUGGACGGCGGGGGGUUCGAGCGUCCGAAACUUCAGAUGUCCUUAUACAUUGAUUCUAUGGGGCUCGUGGCGGUGCCGCGAAGACGUCCGAAAUAUCAGGCAUGUCCGAAAAUUUGGGCGUCCGAAAAUUCAGGCGUUGACUGUAUCUGCAUUUCUGCGACAACUCUCUCCCUCAAAGUGGAGAUAGGCUGUGGAAGUUGCGCCCUGUGCUCGACCACUACUGAAAUGCAUUGACACAGCCUAUGAUCCGGAAGAGUGUCUGGCAGUUGAUGAAGGCCUUAUGAAGUUUCGUGGUCGGCUCUCCUACGUCCAGUUUAACCCUUCGAAACAGGCAAGAUUUGGCCUUAAGUUCUACAAACUGUGCGAGUCUUCAAGCGGCUACUGCCUGAAGUUUUCGAUUUACACAGGAAAAAGUGAGAAGACUCCAGUUACCGCUGGAUUCUUGUGCAGUGAGGCAGUUGUAAUCGACCUUCUAGAAAAACGUCUGCCCGAUGGCCACACAGUGUUUAUGGACAACUGGUAUUCUUCGCCAUUGCUAUUUCGCCACCUAAAGGAAGCUAAUUCGAAUGCUGUCGGCACAGUCCGCCUUCACCGAAAGAACAUGCCGAAGGAUUUCAAGGCGAAGCUGCAAAAAAGGCGAAUGCAAGUCCCUCUUUGCGCGAGGCAUUAUGGCCCUCACUUGGCAGGACAAAAAGCAGGUCACAAUGCUGUCAACCUGCCACAGUUCAACUGGUCUCACUGAUACCGGAAGAAAGGGUCGCAAGAAUGGCUUGCCAGUUCUGAAGCCGCAAGUUGUAAUCGAUUACAACCAAGGCAUGGGUGGAGUGGAUCGAGAGGACCAACAACUGGCUUUCUUUCCAAUUAUGCGAAGAUACGCCAAAGGCUACAAGAAAAUCUUCUUUUAUAUUAUGGACAUUGCUGUUUAUAACAGCUACAUUUUAUCUGCCAAAGCAUCAGGCAAGCGGCUCCACUACACAGACUGGAAAGUGAACCUCGCAGAGGAGAUUUUCGAAGCGGCCGUUUUGCCCCAGUACCAUGGCCGACGUAAACCGCCUGUCGCGGCUACACCAAUGCGGCUGCAGGCUUCCGAGUGGGCUCAUUUUCCUCGCAAUAUCCCACCAAACAAAAUCGAGCAGAAUCCAUCAAGGCUAUGCUUAGUCUGCAAGACACAUGGGAAAAAGUCUGAGAGCCAGUGGGAGUGUGAAAAAUGUGAAGUUGCACUUCAUAUGCCUGUGUGCUUCAAAGCUUUCCAGCUUGGUUAACGUUGGUUGGGACACCCUGUAUACACACUUUAGGUGUGUACUGUGGGGGUCUAGUAUUUCACAAAAGUACUGACCACCGCAUGUUCAGGCUUGAGGAGGCCCUGUGUGUGCUCUCAGGCCGCAAGAGGGGGACACAGUGUUACGCGCUCAAGAAAACGCAGUAUUGUCCCAAGUUAGCGGAAACCAUUUCAGUCCGGCGACACCCAACACUUCACAAAGGCCUAGUCCCAGGCUGACGCGGGAGUUGGAGGGUAUCGCUAGAAAAAAAUCACUGCGGGUAUGCUGCCUGCUCUCACCAUUAUAACCAAUGGGCCCACUCACGAAAGCUCAGGCAAUCUCCAAUAAAUGCAGCUCGGCGCAGUACAAACAUUCGUGAGCACCAGACACCUCUUUGGCUUAGCAUUCGGAAAAGAAUCGGCACAAGGU